This is a messenger RNA of Paraphaeosphaeria sporulosa, 300 nucleotides long. RefSeq lists its product as uncharacterized. The annotation marks the transcript as partial. The record is from RefSeq and is a predicted model, not a curated record. The transcript has 2 exons. Lineage: Eukaryota; Fungi; Ascomycota; Dothideomycetes; Pleosporales; Didymosphaeriaceae.
AUGGUCUACACUAUCGUGGUUCACCUCUACGCAAAAGAGGACGAAGAGAGUAUCGAGAAGCUCAAAGCGAAGCUAGUCGAAGCGAGCCAAGUAUACAGCAAGGAUAAAGAGACAUUGUCGUGGUUUGUCAUGCAGGAUGUAGCGGAUAAGAGAAAAUUCACGAUUGUGGAGCGGUACCUGAAGGAAUCGAGCCAGAAAUAUCACCUCGAAAACCCCUACUGGAAGACUUUCGACCCCUACGUCAACCCUUUGCUGGACAAGCCCAUGGACCUGAGGCGCCUCGAGGAGUUGGACACUAGU